Molecule: messenger RNA, 1984 nt
Organism: Cynocephalus volans (Philippine flying lemur)
Lineage: Eukaryota; Metazoa; Chordata; Mammalia; Dermoptera; Cynocephalidae
Gene: F2
Product: coagulation factor II, thrombin
Exons: 14
Coding region: 1-1905 (634 amino acids)
Biological process (GO): platelet activation; proteolysis; positive regulation of blood coagulation
Cellular component (GO): extracellular region
Molecular function (GO): calcium ion binding; serine-type endopeptidase activity
Source: RefSeq, a predicted model, not a curated record
AUGGAGCACGUUCGAGGCCUGCGGCUACCUGGCUGCCUGGCCCUGGCUGCCCUGUUUAGCCUUGUGCACAGCCAGCAUGUGUUCCUGGCCCCUCAGCAAGCACUGUCGCUGCUCCAGCGGGUCCGACGUGCCAACAGUGGCUUCCUGGAGGAGAUGCGCCAGGGCAACCUGGAGCGGGAGUGCGUGGAGGAGCUCUGCAGCUACGAGGAGGCCUCUGAGGCCCUGGAGGCCCCCAAUGCCUUGGAUAUAUUCUGGGCCAAGUACACAGCUUGUGAGUCGGUGAGGAAACCUCGAGAAAAGCUCAUUGCAUGUCUGGAAGGUAACUGUGCCGAGGGUCUGGGUAUGAACUACCGAGGGAAUGUGAACUUCACCCGGUCGGGCAUCGAGUGCCAACUAUGGAGGAGUCGCUACCCACAUAAGCCUGAAAUCAACUCCACCACCCAUCCUGGGACUGACCUGCGGGAGAAUUUCUGCCGCAACCCCGACGGCAGCACGACGGGGCCCUGGUGCUACACUACAGACCCCACUGUGCGGAGGGAGGAAUGCAGCAUCCCUGUCUGUGGCCAGCAGCGCGUCACUGUGGAGAUGACCCCGCGCGCUGGAGGCUGCAGGGUGAACACUUCACCUUCGUCGGAGCAGUGCAGGGUGAACAAGUCACCUGCAUCGGAGGAGUGCAUCCCCGAGCGGGGCCGGCAGUACCAGGGGCGCCUGGCGGUGACCACACAAGGGUCCCCCUGCCUGGCCUGGGCCAGCGCACAGGCCAAGUCCCUGAGCAAGGACCAGGACUUCAACCCAGAGGUACGGCUGGUGGAGAACUUCUGCCGCAACCCAGACGGGGAUGAGGAGGGCGCCUGGUGCUACGUGGCGGGGCAGCCUGGCGACUUUGAGUACUGCGACCUCAACUAUUGCGAGGAGGCCUUGGACGAGGAGGCAGGAGACGGGCUGGGCGAGGAGCCGGAUGCAGCCAUCGGAGGGCGCACCACCGCCAAGGAGUUCCAGACCUUCUUCAACGAGAAGACCUUCGGCUCCGGGGAGGCAGACUGUGGGCUGCGGCCUCUGUUCGAGAAGAAGUCGCAGGAGGACAAAACGGAAAACGAGCUUUUCGAAUCCUACAUCGACGGGCGCAUCGUGGAGGGCUGGGAUGCACAGAUUGGCAUAGCGCCCUGGCAGGUGAUGCUUUUCCGGAAGAGUCCCCAGGAGCUGCUGUGCGGCGCCACCCUCAUCAGUGACCGCUGGGUCCUCACGGCUGCCCACUGCCUCCUGUACCCACCCUGGGCCAAGAAUUUCACUGUGAACGACCUUCUGGUGCGCAUUGGCAAGCACUCACGCACCAGGUAUGAGCGAAACAUUGAGAAGAUCUCCAUGCUGGAAGAGAUCUACAUCCACCCCAAGUACAACUGGCGGGACAACCUGGACCGGGACAUCGCUCUGCUGAAGCUCAAGAAGCCCAUAGCCUUCAGCGACUACAUUCACCCUGUGUGCCUGCCUGACAAGGAGACAGUGGCCAGCUUGCUCCAGGCUGGAUACAAAGGGCGGGUGACAGGCUGGGGCAACCUGAAGGAGACAUGGACAAACCAUGCUGAUGAGUUGCAGCCCAAAGUGCUGCAGGUGGUGAAUCUGCCCAUCGUGGAGCGGCCGGUCUGCAAGGCCUCCACCCGGAUCCGCAUCACCGACAACAUGUUCUGUGCUGGUUACAAGCCCCAUGAGGGGAAACGAGGAGAUGCUUGUGAAGGCGACAGUGGGGGACCCUUUGUCAUGAAGAAUCCCUCUAACAACCGCUGGUAUCAAAUGGGCAUCGUCUCAUGGGGUGAAGGCUGUGACCGGGAUGGGAAAUAUGGCUUCUACACACAUGUGUUCCGCCUGAAGAAGUGGAUACAGAAGGUCAUUAAUCAGUUUGGAGGUUAGGGGGCCACCCACAUUCUGGGCUAUUCACUAUAAAAUCCAUUGAAAUAAUUAUUUUUGUGGUUUGUUUCUAAAACUAUAG